Molecule: messenger RNA, 456 nt
Organism: Naegleria lovaniensis
Lineage: Eukaryota; Heterolobosea; Eutetramitea; Acrasida; Naegleriidae
Exons: 1
Coding region: 1-456 (151 amino acids)
Source: RefSeq, a predicted model, not a curated record
AUGUAUGCACAAUACGUGAAAGUCAUCAUCACGCUAGAACGUCUUGCCAAAGUCCGAAACGAUCCCUAUCCAAAAUUAUUACUUCUCUUAUUUGUGGUCUUUAUAUUCCUUCAUGCUUUGGAAAUGUACCUAGCCAACAAACUUACUCUCUACGAUCGUUUUGAAAAUAUGUUUGCGAAUAGUGUGUUCAUUUCGUUUGUGUGGCCGAAUUUUCUUCCGGCACAAUUAAAGAAAGUAGCAAGCUUACUCUAUCAAAUUACACGAUGGAACGUGUGGUUGAAUUUUCAAAGACUAUUUGAAGAAAUGGAUCGAUUUGCAGAGAAAUAUAUUGCACCUAUCACGAGAGUGGUCUUGUUUUUAUUAAUGUCUUACACGAUCAUCAAGAUCAUUCAAGCACAUUUUCUGAGCAUUCAGGAAAAUUUGGAGAAUGAAGUUCUUGUAUCUACAGAGUCGUAG